Exophiala bonariae is the source of this 1410-nucleotide messenger RNA. RefSeq lists its product as uncharacterized. The transcript has 4 exons. Gene Ontology annotation, molecular function: aspartic-type endopeptidase activity. Bases 1 to 1410 code for a protein of 469 amino acids. The record is from RefSeq and is a predicted model, not a curated record. Gene Ontology annotation, biological process: proteolysis. Lineage: Eukaryota; Fungi; Ascomycota; Eurotiomycetes; Chaetothyriales; Herpotrichiellaceae.
AUGGCUUACCUUCAUGCUAUCCUCAUACUGACAUGUCUACUCACCCACCUCGCAGUAACUCAACCAAACAACGCAGCGCCCGCCAUCCAUCUCCCACUGACCAGACGAGGAAAUCGUUUCUCCCGACGUGAAACAGCCAACCUGACAUAUCUGGCAGACAUCUUACAAGCUGUUGAAGCCAAGUACGCUUCCAGCUACCGUGAAGUCGAUGGGAAUCGUUUGGUACGGCGUUGGCGACUGAAGGACAAUGACGAUGAGAAUGACCCUCACUUGAUUGAUGUCGCUGGUCACCCGAAUCGUUGGUAUACGCAUCUCAAAGUGGGUGAGCCGCCGCAGGACUUGGAGGUGGAGCUCGACAUGUUGAGUCCGGAUUUCUACACCGUUGUUACCACGAGUGAGAGAGGGUCUGCAUAUAAUGCUUCUGGUUCGAGAUCUCACGGUCCGAGCGAUGACUCCGUCCACGCCAUCUGUCACAAUCCCAGCGACGAAUUCCACUUCACCAGCAACGACAUCACCAGCCCCAUCCGUCUAAACUUCCCAAUCUGCAGACCAUCCAAAGCCUCACGACAAACACUGACCAACUCCGGCACAUUCCUCGGCUUCUCACCUCCAUCAGAGUUCCUCUCCAAGCUCUCCUCCCCUUCACUACUAGACCAGCUCGUCAACCAAGGCAUCCUCAAGCACAAAAUCUGGUCGGUGGCCUUACUCGACACAGAAACCGGCAUCCUCAGCCUCGGCGGCACGAUCGCACGGGAAGUCGAGGAGACCAAGAUCCGCGUGGAGACGGAGCUGAAGCAUUUCGGCGAGUCGAUCGCCACGGCCGAAUGGGUGACGGCACAGGUCGAGGAGCAGAUGAAGUCGGCCAUGCCCAUGGCCUCGGCCUGGGACGAGCAUUUCAAGUGGACAGACGUCCAAGGUGCGGCGGGCUGGUGGACAGCGUUAAUGCUGGGUGUGUGGAUCAACGGUUCAAAGGUCCUCAAGAACCAACCGAUCCUCCUCGACGUCAACGUGCCCUUGAUCCUCGCGCCCCCUGUCGCCGUGCAACGCUUCUACGCCUCCAUCGGCGGCACGAAACGGCUGGCGGCCCCCUACGACGCAUUCCACGCGUUCCCCUGCCUCAACCGCGUCAACAUCGCGUUCGAGAUCGCCGGCUGGAAUUUCCCCGCCAUGGCGGGCGACGGCACGGCUUCGGAUGCGCUGUAUGGUCCCGCUGGGGGGAGGUUUAGUCUGGGGAAGCUGGGGGAUGGGAGUGGGUAUUGUGUUGGUAGUGUUGUCGAGAGUCGUAUGGCAGGGCCAGAGUGGAGGGCGAGUGGGUUGAGGGAUUUUUGGGUCCUGGGAGAGCCGUUUUUCAGAGGGCUCGGGGUCGUUUUCGAUACGGAGAAGGGGAGGGUUGGGGUUAGGAAUUAUUGA